Messenger RNA from Cyprinodon tularosa, 2177 nucleotides. RefSeq names its product bloodthirsty-related gene family, member 2 (gene btr02). The transcript is spliced from 9 exons. Gene Ontology annotation, molecular function: protein binding. The coding region runs from base 186 to 1514 and encodes 442 amino acids. The record is from RefSeq and is a predicted model, not a curated record. Lineage: Eukaryota; Metazoa; Chordata; Actinopteri; Cyprinodontiformes; Cyprinodontidae.
CCUCUCUCCUUGGUAGCACCCAUAGCUGAGCAAACCUGCUUAGAACAAACAGAUGCAGCCUUUUCUUAUCACUACCUGAAUAAGUUAAAGCUUUUUUGUGUGGGAAAGUUUUGUUUUUGGAAACAUUUGAGCUAGAAAGUUAACCUAUCAGCCCAAGAACACAAAGAACGUAAACACUAUUGUCAAUGACAAUGAGCAACCAGGAAGAGAGGACAGUCAGAGAGAUGAUGGGCUCUUCCAUCUGCCUCGUACCAGAGAAGCACUUGCUGUGCCUUCUUUGCAGAAACAUCUUCACCAACCCAGUUACCAUACCCUGUGGACACAGCUUCUGCCUGUCCUGCCUCAGCCAAUUCUGGACUCGACGCCAGGCCAAAUACUGUCCAGACUGUAGAAGAUUGUUUGCCAACAAGCCAGACCUCAGCGUCAACCAUAUUUUGGCAGAUGUUUGUGAAAAUUACAGAAGAGCGCAGCCUCAGAAACCACCGGACGAAGAGACGGUUACAGACGUUCAACAAAUGAUCCAGGACAGACUACACAAGAUAGAGAGGCUAAAAUCUUCCCUGGAGGUCCAAAAGAGUUCUUACCUGCGUGAGGUGCGAGAGAGUCAAAAAGUCUUCUCAGCCCUUGUAUGUGCUAUGGAGACAACUCACAAAGCUGUCGUCUCUGCAAUUGAGAGCAAGCAAAAGGAAGAAGAGCAAAGAGUGCAGAAGCUGAUAAGGGAAAUCAAGGAAGAAAUCGAGCAGCUGAGGAACCACCUGAAUCAAGCUGACCCUCAGGAUUUUGAUCAAAGUGAGGGCAUGAAGCAGGUUGUCUCGCUCAGUGAGAUGAAGGACUGGUCCAGGGUUAGCAUUGAAAGUGACCCUUGUGUUGGGGUCACAAGAAGAGCGAUGUCAGACCUCUUAGAAAAGAUCAAACUGGAAGUCAACAGGCUCUCCAAAGCUGAACAAAGGAGACUAGAGAGGUAUACAGUUGAGCUGAACCUCAGUGGAAAGACAGCCCACCCGUUUCUUUCCGUCUCAGAUGACCGGAAACAGGUGAGGCAUACCAACAAGCUUCAGGAGGUUCCAGAUCAUCCAACGCGUUUUGACCGUGUGGCCAACGUGCUGGCUAAGGAAGGCUUCAGCAGUGGGAGGGUCUACUGGGAGGUGGAGGUCGGCGACAAGAUCGAGUGGAACCUGGGUGUCGCCAGGCAGUCCAUAAACAGAAAAGGAAAGUUUACUGUCUGCCCGGCCAAUGGUUUCUGGACUUUGAGCCUGAAGGCUGGAGGCCAGUAUAUUGCCAACACCUCUCCUGUCACCUUUGUGGCUCUGGAGCAGCGUCCUAAGACUGUGGCGGUGUUUUUGGAUUACGCCCAAGGCUUCGUUUCCUUCUUCUGUGCUGAAUCAGGAGUGCACAUUUACACCUUCACAGACAGGUUCACAGACAGGCUUUAUCCAAUCUUCAGUCCCGGACGCCUGCAUGGUGGCAAAAAUGCAGCCCCGUUGAUCAUAACUUCAAGUUUCUGCAGCAUUUGAGCUUCAGUCAUUGGUUUUAUCUUCUGUAUUUUCCCGAUUUUGACAAAUUAUUUAUUAAAUGAAAUGUAUAUCAGACAUCUUCAAUAAACCACAUAUUAUUCUGUGCAAUUACUAACUGAUUAUUUACACUAUAGCGUGAAAGGGAUAAUGAAACAGGUAAAAUGUAAACAUAAAGAGGAGGGCAUCGACUGAGAGGAGAUAAGGAGAUGGAUGUGUAGGGCUGCAGAGCUGGGACAGAGGGGGCACAGCCAAACAGCGGAGCAUUGUGCUCAUACACCAGGCACUGGGAGACACACAAUGACACAUUCGUACGCACACACACACACACACACACAUGCUCGUGCUGCUGCCCACUGCCACACAGACACACGCUGGCAUCUCUAGAGGGCAGCCCCGUCUCCAGCCCAGUCCGGUCCUGUCCAGGGUGUUGGGAGCUGGUCCCGUCUCUGUGCUGCAGUUCAACCCAUCCUCUGAGAGAGAGCCUCACAGCUCUGCUGCCUUCCUUCUGCCUGCGCUUUGCUCUCAGGGCAACUCCAGGGAUUUUCUGCCGGGGGGAGCAGCAAAAAAACUUCCUGUGGAUCAUCUUAAGUGGGAAAAGUUAUAAAACCACUGGAGGAUACCUGCUCUCUUUUUUUAAAUCCAAGCGGACUUCAUCAACGUCAC